AGUCGAAUUAGAGGGUUUAAACAUCGCGAAACACACAAUAAUUUCUCAAGAAGCAUUGCUCGUUCGUGAUAUUUCUAAAGGAACACAUUAUUUCUACCUCUUUCGCCUUCCUCAACGUUAUCUGUUCUUCGCAAACUUGGAUCCCUGCUCAUUUCACCAGCCUUGGUGCACAGUUAAGCUGAAAUGAGUGAUACAGAAAAAAUGGUUGAGAUCAAUAUGGCAUCCUCUGUUGAGUUGAGCUCGUCUCUGCUAGAACAGCUAGGAAAGGCGUUAGUUGAGCUAGCUACUCAUAACACUGUUCCCAGCACCCUAGUUCCAUGGACUGAUGUUGAGGCACAUUUCCGUAACUUGGAGUUAAUUGCGAAAAAGACAUUUGAAGAACUUGAAGCCAAGGAGAAGGAGUUUACAGAGAGGGAGUCUCACAAUCACAUGGUUUUUGCUGAGAAAGAGGCAGCAGUGUUGGCUAAGGAGCAGGAUUUGUUAGAUAGGGUGCAGGAGCUAAAAGAUGCUGCUGUGGCUGAAAUCGAUAAAGCUAGGGCAAAUCAUAAGGUAAGCAGCUCUGUUGAUGAUGAAAUUGCAUCAAUUGACCCCCAACAAGAAAGGAAAUCCCCUCAUGAAAAAAUUGAGGGGAAUGUUGAAGGUGUUGCUGUCGAGGUUAAUCCUUGUGCAGAGCUGACACAAAUUUGUGAGCAGAUGGAUUCUUUAGGACUUCUAAAAUUGGUCCUGGAAAACCUAGAAAACCUUUCCUCUCGUUUUAAGGACCAGCUGUCAGUUGCACUUGGUAGUGCCAUUGAGCCAGCGUGUUUGGUGCUUGAUGCACUGGAGGGAUUCUUCCCUCCCAAAGAAAUGACCCAAGAAGGGGAUAAUGACGAUGUUGCCCUUCGUGGCAUGCGUCAGUCUUGUCUAAUCCUUAUGGAAGCCUUGUCUGCCUUCUUGUCAAAGGCUGGCUGUGCCGCCACAGAUAGCUUUCUUAGCCCUGAAACCAAGCAACGGGCGAAAUUUAUUGCCAAUGAGUGGAAACUUAAGUUGACUCUGGAAAACAUUAAUGGAAAUGCAUUGGAAGCAGAGGGAUUUUUGCGGCUGCUUGGAACCUUUAGGAUUGCCUCUGAAUUUGAUGAAGAAGAACUCUGCAAGUAUGUUCUUGCAGUUGCUCAUCACUGGCAGGCAACUGAGCUUUGCCGCUCUCUUGAUUUGACACAAAAGAUACCAGGUUUAGUUGAGACACUGAUUAAUAAUGGGAGGCAAAUUGAUGCGGUGCAUUUUAUCCAUGCAUUCAAGCUCCCCGAGUCUUUCCCUCCUGUUCCUCUUUUAAGAGCAUACUUGAAAGAAAUAAGGAGAAACUCACAAGGAAAUGGCAGUGCUGCCUUACAGAAUAAUUACAAUGCUCGAGAACUUGAAGCAUUGAGGACAGUCAUUGGUUGUGUCGAACAAUACAAACUCGAACCCGACUACCCUCUUGAACCACUCCAUAAAAGGGUUUCCCAGCUAGACAAAUCUGCCAAAGGUGAUAAUACAAAGAGGACAGCUGAAACCGGUUAUCACCGGCAACAACAAAAAAAGCCGCGAUCUGACAGAGGAUACCAGGGCUCACGAGCUCGGGGGUCUGGCCUUGGGAGACGGGCCCCACCAGCGAGGGCAGCAUACAAUGCAGUAUCUGUACAACCAGAGAGGUACAUUCCUACUGUUCCACAUCUUCAUAGCUAUCAUCAAGUUUCUGGUCAACCUAUCUAUGCUGCUCAGGGUAUUGAUCAAAGAUUGCCUUACUAUCCACAACAAGAUACAAGGCCUAGAGGACCUAGCUAUGGUUCUCAUGUGCAACAAUCACGCCAACCAUAUGUCUAAGUUAGACCUGAUCAUCUAUGGACUGGCCCGCUGUCCCGACCCAGCAUGGCCCGAAUUUUGAUCACCUCUAGUUUUCAAAUGGCAGUUUAUUUUGUAACCAUGUUUUGGUAUGUCGCGUAGCAGCCAGCUAUAGUAGCUGAUUAUCAAAGGCUAGGCAAGCAGUAACAACAUAUUGGGAGGCUACAAUUUGUUUUAGGUCAGUGCUGAGCCAUUAGUAAGGUAUGUGGUUCAUUGCUGUGCACUUGGCGGAGUUGUAUGUUUCUGUAUUUUACAUUUUCGUAUAGCGCUGCUUGCUAGUUGCAACUUCACUCUUAAGUUAAGCGUGGAGGCAAUAUAUAUAUUUUUAUAUGGGUAAGGCGACAAAUGAUGUAGACAUGAUUCGAUCUCAGGUAUUGGGUAUCACCCCCUAGUUGUCAUUAUAAAAAAGAAGUUAUUUUAUACAAGUCGAGCAUUUAUCAUGAA
Messenger RNA from Spinacia oleracea (spinach), 2304 nucleotides. RefSeq names its product FRIGIDA-like protein 3. Bases 184 to 1842 code for a protein of 552 amino acids. Lineage: Eukaryota; Viridiplantae; Streptophyta; Magnoliopsida; Caryophyllales; Amaranthaceae. The transcript is spliced from 4 exons. The record is from RefSeq and is a predicted model, not a curated record.